AUGUUGUGCGCAAUCUCCGGAGAAGCGCCGUCCGUCCCAGUCGCGUCGACAAAGUCCGGCGUCGUCUUUGAGAAACGCCUAAUCGAAGCCUACAUCGCUGAACACGGCAAAGACCCCGUUACCGGCGAAGACCUAACUACCGCGGACCUCGUCGAGCUGAAAUCCUCCCGAACUGUCCGUCCGCGCCCACCAACACUCACUAGCAUCCCAUCUCUCCUAGCAACCUUCCAGAAUGAAUGGGACGCCCUUGCACUCGAGACACAUACGCUGCGGCAACAGCUGACCCAAACGAGGCAGGAGCUCUCGACGGCGCUGUAUCAACAUGAUGCUGCGACAAGGGUUAUUGCAAGGCUGUUGAAGGAAAGAGACGAGGCUAGGGAAGCUCUGAGUAAGAUUAGUAUUGGGGCAGGAAGUGGACCGGCGGCGCCAGUGGCAGCUGGUGGCGCCGACGCGAUGGAAGUUGAUGAUGCGGGAGUGGUGCCACAGAGUGUACAAGAUUUGGUGGAUGAGACAGCAAAAGUUAAAUCCGGUGGAAGAAGAAAACGUGCCGUCCCUGCAGACUGGACAACAGCAGAGUCAGUAUCAGGUUUCUCGACUCUCUUUGUCUCGGAGCCAUUGUACCCCGGGUGCAACUCUAUCGACCUCGAUGUAUCUGGCGAGCUCGCGCUUCUUGGUGGCUCCGACGGCGUGGCAGGUAUCUACUCAAUCCCGCAGCAGUCACUGCUGAGCCCACUUAAGAGCGACGACGGGGCAGUUGUGGAUGCGCUGUGGGCGGGUAACAAGGCCAUCACUGGGCACUCUUCGGGUGUAGUUAGGGUAUGGGACGAGGCGGGUAACGGGAGCACCACAAUGCGGACCCAUGCCGGUGAAGUUAAGGCGCUGGCAUUGCACCCCAGUGAGCGCAUUCUUGGAAGCGUGGGUGCGGACAAGAGCUGGGUGCUUUAUGAUAUUGAGGCGGGGAAGAAGGUCGUGCAGAUCUAUGGCGAGUCUGAGCUAACAUCCGCGCAUUUCCAUCCCGACGGUCGCCUUUUCGCAACUGGUACUGGUAACGCCGUCAACAUCUACGACGUACGCACCGCCACUCUUGGCGCCACCUUCGGACCCCUCACCGGCCCAGUUUCCUCCCUCCACUUCUCAGAAAAUGGAUACUGGCUUGCCCUCUCCGUGAAAGAUCAGUCAUCAGUUGAGAUCUGGGAUCUUCGCGAGCUGACACAGACAAAGGCGAUUGAUGUGGGGACCCGCGUUGACAAUGUCCGCUGGGACUACACUGGACAGUUUAUUGCCACGGCGGGACCAAGCGGAGUUAGCGUGCAACAAUACCAGAAGAAGGGGAAGACUUGGAGCGAGCCCUUGAGGGUCGGCGUGCCUGCUGUGGCCACGGCCUGGGGACCAAGGGCGGGAAGCCUAGUCACGGUUAAUAAAGAGGGUAUUAUCACGGUUUUGGGAGCGAAAUAA
This is a messenger RNA of Morchella importuna, 1455 nucleotides long. RefSeq lists its product as uncharacterized. The coding region runs from base 1 to 1455 and encodes 484 amino acids. The transcript is spliced from 5 exons. The record is from RefSeq and is a predicted model, not a curated record. Gene Ontology annotation, biological process: mRNA splicing, via spliceosome; DNA repair; protein ubiquitination. Gene Ontology annotation, cellular component: cytoplasm; U2-type catalytic step 1 spliceosome; Prp19 complex. Gene Ontology annotation, molecular function: protein binding; ubiquitin protein ligase activity. Lineage: Eukaryota; Fungi; Ascomycota; Pezizomycetes; Pezizales; Morchellaceae.